Molecule: messenger RNA, 624 nt
Organism: Paraglomus occultum
Lineage: Eukaryota; Fungi; Glomeromycota; Glomeromycetes; Paraglomerales; Paraglomeraceae
Source: the annotation of a GenBank genome assembly
AUGUCUAGUCCUUGGGGAACACCAAGUUGUCCACGAUGCCAAAAGUCCGUUUAUAUGGCUGAACAGGUAAUCGGGCCCAAUGGACCUUGGCAUAAGGCCUGUUUGACUUGUAUUGACUGUAAGAAACGCUUAGACUCUUAUACUCUGGCAGAGCAUGAGGGAGAGGCUUAUUGCAAGAACUGUCACGGACGUCGAUUCGGUCCAAAAGAAAAACCUGCCUCCAAACUUGGUAUUGAUCCAGCUUCUCCCACAUCACCCAUCGAAAAAUGCGCUUCUCCUCCCACUUCUCCGAGAUCCAUGUCGCCUGCAUAUAGCAUAUUCAGUUCUCGAUCGCAGUCCCCUCGUGGCAAUGCGCGAAGGUGGAGCGCACCAGCAAAUAGCGACAUGUGUCCAAGGUGCAACAAACCGGUGUAUGCUGCAGAGGCUGUGUUGGGUGCAGGAGUGAAGUAUCACAAGUUGUGUUUAAAAUGUAGUAGUUGUAGUAAAUUGUUGGAUUCAACUAACAUGACUGAUCGAGAGAACAAGCUUUAUUGCCGUGGGUGUUAUUCAAAGGAAUUCGGUCCAAAGGGGUACGGAUAUGGUCAAGGUGCGGCAUUCCUCACUACAGAAGGAACAGCCAGGUGA